ACCUGCGCAGUGGCUGCGGGGCGGCCCCGGCCGUUGUUAUUGUGGGGCUGCUCAGCGCCGCGCGAAGAUGGCGGCGGGGCAGGGGGGCGGCAACGGGAACGGCAACGGGAACGGAGCAGGGGGACUGGGGAUCCCCGGUCACCUCACUCUCUCCUUCUCAGCUGGGCCGCACUGGGGGGCGGCGGCUACUCUGUCGCAGCCUCACACGGUGCGCAGCCUGGACCGGGCCCUAGAGGAGGCGGGCAGCUCGGGCAUCCUCUGCCUCAGCGGGAGGAAGCUGCGCGACUUCCCCGGCAGCGGCUACGACCUCAGCGACACCACGCAAGCAGAUCUUUCAAAGAACAGAUUUACUGAAAUCCCUCCUGAUGUCUGGCUGUUUGCACCACUGGAAACUUUGAAUUUGUAUCACAACUGCAUCAAAUCCAUUCCAGAAUCGAUUAAAAACCUGCAAAUGCUUACCUACCUUAACAUUAGUCGAAAUCUUCUAUCAACAUUGCCAAAAUACCUGUUUGAUCUUCCACUUAAAGUUCUGGUUGUCAGUAAUAAUAAGCUGGUCUCCAUUCCAGAAGAAAUUGGAAAGUUGAGAGACCUAAUGGAGUUGGAUAUUAGCUGCAAUGAACUUCAAGUGCUUCCCCAGCAGAUAGGAAAAUUGCAGUCACUUAGAGAAUUAAACAUAAGAAGAAAUAAUCUCCAUAUGUUGCCAGACGAAUUAGGAGACCUUCCCUUGGUAAAGCUGGAUUUUUCUUGUAAUAAAAUUACAGAAAUUCCAAUUUGUUACAGAAAGUUACGUCACUUACAAGUUAUAGUUUUGGAUAACAAUCCAAUGCAGAUACCACCAGCACAGAUAUGUUUAAAGGGUAAAGUACAUAUAUUUAAAUUCCUCAGCAUUCAGGCGUGCCUCAGAAUAGAUAAAAAACCAGAUUCUUUGGAUCUUCCAUCAUUAGGUAAAAGAAUCCCCUCCCAGCCACUCACAGAUAGUAUGGAAGACUUUUAUCCCAAUAAAAACCAUGGACCAGACUCCGGCAUUGGAAGUGAUAAUGGAGAUAAAAGGUUGUCUACAACAGAACCAUCUGAUGAUGAUACAAUCAGCCUUCACUCCCAGGUAUCGGAAUCAACAAGAGAACAGACGUUAAGGAAUGACAAUCAUGUAAUGGGAAGUAAACUCGACCCACAAAAAGACCAGGAGGUGUAUGACUACAUUGAUCCGAACACAGAAGAGGGAGCUGUUCCUGAGCAAGGAGAUGUACAGAUUGGACCAUUGCUGUCUUAUAUCAAGGAACGGGGGAAACAUCCUGAGAAAUCCCAGAAAAUAGAACAGAAUGAGGACUGGAGAGAUGAGAAAAGACUUCAGAAAGAACAACUGCUGGCUGAAGAUGAUGAUGAACUCAAAGAAGUUACUGACUUGAGAAAAAUAGCAGCUCAGUUACUGCAGCAAGAGCAAAAACACAGACGAAGGCCAUUGAGCUAUAGAACUUCAUUCAGUGAAAAACUCUUCCAGAGGACAAGGGCGGCAGGACGUGCAUCAAGGCUUCUUAAUCAUUCAGUUUCGAUAGGCACAAGGAACAGGCCAAAACAACCAGUGGAAUCUGAAAAAUGUGUCUCCUCAGAUGAAGUGAAUUCCCCUGUGUCUCCAUACAGCUGGCAGCCACUGGAAAACCAGAAGGAGUCACUGGAUGAGCAGCACUGGCCAGAAACACAGCCAGUGAUUUGGCAGAAUGAAGAAAGAAGGAGAAGUAAACAAAUUAGGAAAGAGUAUUUCAAGUAUAAGUCUUCCAGAAAGAGUUCAAGUGGAAAUGAAAAUGAUGAGCAAGACAGUGAUAAUACUAAUGUGUCCCCACAGUCUCCUGUGUCGUCUGAGGAUUAUGAAAGAACAGAUAGUAACACUCAUGGUCCAUUUGGUCUCAAACCAAGGUCAGCUUUCAGCCGUGCAUCUCGACAGGACUAUGGUACAGCGGAUCCUGGAUUUACAAUGAGGAGGAAAAUGGAGCAUCUAAGGGAAGAAAGGGAACAAAUAAGACAACUUCGCAAUAAUCUUGAAUCAAGGUUAAAAGUAAUUUUGCCAGAUGACAUUGGAGCAGCAUUGAUGGAUGGAGUAGUUCUUUGCCAUUUAGCCAAUCACAUAAGGCCACGUUCUGUUGCCAGCAUUCAUGUACCAUCGCCAGCAGUGCCUAAACUCAGUAUGGCAAAAUGCAGAAGAAAUGUUGAAAACUUUCUCGAUGCGUGUAAAAAAUUGGGCGUUCCACAGGAGAGACUUUGCUUGCCUCAUCACAUUCUGGAGGAAAGGGGUUUGGUGAAGGUUGGCCUCACAGUUCAAGCUCUGCUUGAAUUGCCUACGUUGAAAGUAUCUCAGCUUUCCUCCAUGUGACAUGACUUCUUGGAAGUUUAAACAACUUAUUUUUGAUGUGUUGAUUUGGAUUGCUCUGAGGCAGUUCAGCUUCCUACAUGGGAACAUCCAAGCCAUCACAAACUGGUAUCUGUCCAGAUGCUGUAGAACGCCUUACUAUGGAGUCUUACAUGAAAACCUUGGAGUCAGCUGACAGUUAGAAGAACUUAAUUAUUGUUCUUUUAUUUUGUAAUUGGGUGCACAAAGAGAUCGUGGUAGCAUCAGGUUCUUUCCAGUUAAUUUAAGUUAAAAGCUGCCAUUUAACAUCUCAGUGUUACAGUUAAAUGCUGGAUUUCUUUUCCUACAUUGAAAGUGUUUAAAUUAUUUUACAAGUAUGAAGCACACCCUCCCUCACUUUAAAUCAAAUGAUUGACUUGAAACAUUGAAGGUAAGACAAAAAUGUAGUGAUGAUAUGAUGGUAAAACUGUAAGCAAGUGGUCACUUGUAAUCCACUUUCACUCUCAGAAAGCUUAAUAUUUGCGUUGUUUAUUUUUCACACUCCUGAGUGUAACUUACACACUUCUGACAUUGCCAGUAUUUAGUCUGAGUGUAUGGCGAUUACACAAAACAUUAUACAAUGGGAAAAGGUCACAUUUUAUUGAGUUUUUUCCAGUCUUCUAGGUUGGUGCCAAAUAUUUUUUUCAGUUGUACUGUAGAUUGUUUACAUGUGAAGUGCCUGUGUAAUUGAUAACUCUUAAUAGUCUUAAACAUUUUUGAAAUUUCUUUGUUUAAAAUAGAUAAAAUUGAAGUUUUAAAAUAUUUUAAUAGUUUUUUGUAAAAUCAGUAUGUGAACGUUUUAAGUAAUACUUCACAUUUUUGAUGUUGGGUGUUUUAAGUUUGCACAGUUUAAUUGGUUAUUUUGCUGUCUAAUAAUAGAAAAUACUGUAAAUACUUCUUAUUUAUGAUAUUUAAUUUGAUAAUACCUAAUCACUUUUGGUUUAUUGUAUUAUUGGACAAAAAAAGUUGUCUACUUUUCUUUGUUUCAGACAAACAAAUAUACAUGGUAAGACAUGAGGACUAGUGAUGCAUACAGAGUAAUUUAGGACAUUUUGAUAAAACUGCCAAAAUCUCAGGUUUACGCUGUGAAUUUCAGGAUUUUGUGUAAUAUUGCUCCUGAUCUCACAUUACAUUUUUACAACAGGUAUAUCUGUAAUUUAGUUGAGAAAUAUCAGUGUUUAUCUUUUUAGUGUUUACAGGAUUUGUUGUGUAAUUUACACGGGUGUGGCAAAGCACACAGAUCAGUUUGUACAGAUGUCACUGUGCUGAGACAUUAGACUUUUCUGGAUAACUAUGAUAAAGAAAAAUUUCCACUGUGGUGUUUUUUUGAAACUUCUGAGUUUAUGUAUUUAUUUGCUUCUGCACAAAUUCUUGGUGUUUUGAGAACAUUCUGAAGCCAUGCACUGUUGAGUUCUUUCCCAAACAAGUUGCAAAGAAUUUAAUAAUUUCAGUAGUAAAACUGUUUGCAUUAGUUUGUCCUUCAUGAGUAGGGAGCUCAAUUUAAAAAAAAAAAAAUUCUGACUGUCACAAGUUUUGUGUUUCACGCUAAGUUAAUUUUGAUUGAGCAAUAUGCUUGCCAAGUGCGUAACAGGAUUUGAUUCUGUUAUUUCCAGUUGAUCAAGACCCUAUGCAAUAUAAUUCAUAAAAGAAUGAGGGAGGCGCAUCAUUAACUAACUCCUUACUUCAUUUACUAUAGUCCUUAAAAUCAAUAGCUGAGAGGAAAAAUCACCUUUUUUUUAUGAUGACAGGAAUCUUUUUUAAAAGAGUUACUGUAUUUUAAAAGCCACUGAAACAAGCUGAUUCGUGUGUAAUAGUUUAAACCCAGUAUUUAUAUAGUGUUUUUUUCAAAUACAGCUCAUGGAGAGACUGGUGUAAAACUUAAGUUGCAAAGUCCUAGAUAUAAAUCUUGGGUUGCUUAAAUACCUGUUUAGGAAAACUGAAUUGCUUGGAACUUUGAAAUAUGGUGUUUCAAGUCUCUUCGCUUGCUUUUUUAAUCAUUGACAUAAUACUCAUUUUAUCAACUUCAAUCUCUUAUUUUUCAUUAAAGGCAUUUGGAAAGUCAUGCUAAGACUAAAAUGAAAAAGUAAUAUAAUUCAUUAAGCAAAAUGCUUGUUUUCUGCUAGAUUUGAAGAACACAACCAUUCAAAAUAAAAAAGUCAUUGUCUUUCAAUUCCUCGCUAUGGUGUUUGACAACAGCAAAGUUCUAUUUCAGUAUGUUAGCCAUAGAAUUGCUAACUGUAAAUUGUCACCUUCAGUUGUCUAGCUUAAACUGAUUCAUGCUACUAUUUCAUAGUCAUAUAUAAAUAUUUUUUCUGAUAUUAAAGUAGCUUUUUUCCUAGUAGAGUUAAAUCACAGUGUAAGCAUUAAGAAUUCCAUUGCUGUAGCAUGCCAGAUGCUUACCACUUUUUUCUAAGUUGAGCUUAUUUCAUAAGUAACUUGAAAACUGGAUAUUAAAUUAAUGUACUCUUACUGGAUUCCCAAAGUUGAAAACUACUAAAAUAACUGUUGGGGUUUUUUAAAAUACUUUGGAGCUCUUCCCCACAACCUUGUUAGAAACAGCCUUUCUUUGUCGUUCAUAUGAUAUUAUUAUGGCCUUCUUCAUGCUUGUGUGGAAGGAGAGUCAUGAUCCUUCCAGAGUUCCCUUUUUAGCAUUGCAAAGAUAAAGGCCUUCAAGUAUCCUUAGGAGCAAUCUGAGAAAACAUGCACUGUGCCUACAUUAAUCUUUCUUUAGCUGCUUUUACAAGUAAUAAUAAUAUAAAGCCUUGAUAAAAUAGGCUGUUCCUAUUGUGGUCUUUUUAGGAGCAACUGCAAAAAAGAUGCCAAAAAAAAAAAAAUCUCUAUUUUAAGUUUUAAUUUUAAAGCAGCCCGUGGAGAUUGUUGCUGUCUUCACUGUACAAGGAUUUGCCUACUAUCCCCUUUCUCCCUUUCCAUUUCAUUCCCAGCACCUUCAUAUUUAUUUUUGUUCACAGAUCUAGUGACUUCACAUUGUUCAUUGUGUCACUUCAUGGCACUUUUCUCCUUCCUCUUUACUUUUUUCUUUUAAGAAAUUGAUCCAGUGGCAUUGGUGAACUACUGUGAUUCCAGAAUCCGUACUCCAAUCAUUUAGCAUGUUGGACAUCUCCUUUUCCCCUUUUGUUUAGGAUGCAGUUUCGUUAAGUGAUACUUGAUACAGCUCGAUAGGAUGGUUAAAAACGGUGGCCUGCCCAGUUCCUAUUGUAGUCACUCAGUUUUUACUUCAGAUGUGAAGUCAACAUUAAAGGUUUUGGGAAACUGUAUUAAGUUUCCUAACAAAUUUAAGAGUUAACUAGGGUGCUUUUGUUAUUGUGAAUGCUAUACAAAGUUACUGCAAUAAUGUGAUACGAACUGUAAAUUACAGAGUGAAGCAACAUACUGACAGGCUUUUGGCCUUGUGUAUUCUUUCAAUUUUUAUGUCAUCAUAUGCGGUAUGUUGCACAUGAAUGAUCUUUCAUUUAAGCAAUAAUGUCCCACAGAUAUUGUGAGGUCUUAAGGCAGUGGCAUUAAAAUAGUUGUUGUGAACUACGGUGGCUUCCCACACAUUUGUUAUAUCAUUCGCAUUUGUUAUAUCAUACUGCAAAUCCAGUGUGGUAGCUGGGGCGCUGCUGGGGAUGCAGGAAGCCAUCUGUACCUGUGUGUCUGGAGGCCUUCCAAAACAUAACCAUGAACUAAAAUUAUCAUAAAAUACAGAGGAAUAAAUUUGAAACUAUAAACGACCGUGACAUGCAUCAUAAGAAUUUCUGGGUAAUAGUCUAGCUUCACUGAAGUCAAUGCAAAGUUUUGCUCUUGACUGAAGUAAAGAUUCCACCUUUUUAAUGUAAGGAAUACCUGAGCUGGAGACUAUAACAAACAUAGCUUAAACUUGUUUGACACUAGCAAAGCUUUAGUGUCAAAUUCUUGACUAGAAAUAGUGAUCCAUAGUAAAUCAAAGGAAGCUGUAAAAUAUUACAGUGAUUCAUUUAUUUAAUACAGAUUUUCUGAUGUGCCAUAUGCAAUAUUAAGAUGAUAGGAAAAAAGACUUCGAAGCACAGCUUUCAUACUAUGGGAGAGUAUGUCACCUCAAUAAAAUUGCAGGUGAGGAAUAGUGUCAGUUAUUUACUGCAUUGAAAUCUUUAUUUCUAAUACCUUUAGUGGCAGUCUUCUCAGAUUUUGACAUAAAUCUGUAGCCACAUCGAAACAAAAAAUGAAGAGGCAUUUAUUUUCACUAAAACCAAAUUUCUGGGUGUCUUCUUGGUAAUGAAGAGAAGGACAAAGAUCUGGCACUUCUUGCUUCUGCUGCUUUCUUAAAUGCUUAUAUGAAAGGCAGCUAUUGUAUCUAAUACAGCUGCAGUCUGCCUGUUUGCCUUGGAACUGGUCUGUAUACCAAUGCAGAGAUAAAGCACAUCAAUACUUACACUGGUUUCAACUGAAAGCAACUUGUGGGAGCUUUUAGCACUUUCUGCAGAUAGGAGAUGAUUUUAUGUUGGUAAAUCAAAUUUCUGUUUUUCCUCACUAAGGCCAAUGUAUGUGGGCUUUUUCAAGAGUUGCGUCACGUUAAACAGUGACCUCUGCUUGAAAAACAAAAGCAAAUAAACAAAACACCACCCCAGCACACAAAACUGGUGAAAUAUUUGUUGUUUACAGACAAGUCUUUGGAAUUAAUAAAUUUAAAAGAAGUUAUUAAGACCAGGAAUGGUAAAGGCCAAAUAGAGUUGAGUUGGUUUCAGAUCAAAUCCUUUUUGUAAUGAUAAGCCUUUAGACUUAGUAGAGGGGAAAAAAAUAACAUGUUUUGUUGCUGCUUCAUGCUGAGGGAGACGAAUCCUUACAUAUAUGGAGCUUUCUGUAGAGGUUACAAAAAUAAGAAAUUCGGCAUCUUUAUUUUCCCAAAUUUUGGAUAACUCUAUGUCGGUGCUGUAGAAAGCAUUGUUGAUUGUGCAGCGAACAUUGCCUGUUCCCAGCCCUGGUAAGGUACCUAACUGGUGGCAUCUGCUCUCUCCUCUGUCUUUUUAACGAUGAGACUGGUCUGUGUGGUACAACUUGAAACACCUCCUUGCUUCAUGCUGCUGCCUGCAAUGUUCACAAUCUGAAUAAAACAAUGAAGGAAAGUGACAACUUUAUAGUUGAGUGUAAUAAAUAAGUAAAUGUUUACCAAUAUUUAAUCUCCACCAGCAAAAAAUGGUCUAAUGAGACAGGAAGCUUGCUGUAGGAACUAUAGAACUUCACUGAUUGAAAAUUGCACAAUGACUCUUACCAGGUUACUGUGUCACUUGUCCUCUCAUGUGAGUGAAUCAAAACAGUAAUACUAUUUCUUGUUCCGUACACAACACGCUGUGGGAUAUACAUAAUUCAUUUACAAAUGGAGGGAAAGGCAAAUGGUAUUAUUUAAUCAGCAAUUCUAUGUCACAGGUCUUUUUGGUAAAAGAAAUAGGGAAGUAAAAUAUUAUUCUCUUCCCGUGAAGAAUGUUUCUGCUGAUCUUGGCAGUUACAAAUAGAGAACAUGUCAUUAACUGAAUUUUAGUUUAAACUUACCACUGUGCAGGAGCAGUCUUGGUUCCCGUCUCUCUUGCAUAAUUCCAACAACAUAUUAUCUUAAAACUUUGUUUAUACGCAGUAUUUGUUCUCUCAUUGGUUUUGGCCUUUCCCCCCCCCCCCCCUUUUUUUUAACAUGAGAAGCAAAGUGAGCCAAAGUUGUUUUAAGCAUGUUAUUAUCAAAAUGAUGUCAUUAAACAUUUUUAGUUCAAACUUUUUAUAGGCAGCUACAUUUUCAAAGAAGAAUUUUUGUUUCUUUUUCCCCUACACAGUUUAGAAUCCAAAUCUUAAAUACAAAACCAGAAAGUCUUUCCCGGACUACUUUAGUAUAUUAGAAAAUUUUAAAGGAGAAUAAUAGCUUGAACUGAGAACACUUUUUUUUUUUUUUUUUUGAAAUUUUCCAUUUUGACAGUGUUAUGUUUGCAUUUGGACUCAAUGAUCUUAAAGGUUUUUUCCAACCUAAAUGAUUCUAUGACUUCAAUGAAACUGUAAUUUUCCUUGAUAGUUUUGUAACUGAGCUAAAACAUAGUCAGUCAUUCAAAAUUAAUUCUUGUUGACGAUGGGGAUUUCCUCAUUUCAUUCAGAAUUGUGUGAAAUUUGGCAAAUUCCCCAAUAGUUUUAUAAAGACAGAUUGUGAAAUAGAGAAUAUUUGGGAAUAAUCACAAGGAUACUUUGUUUUGUUUAAUUUUUAAAUAGGAGUGACCCAGUGAAAUCUUUCCAGAAUUGCUAUAUUUGUUUAGGAUUUGGUCAUGCCAUUGCAGGCCUGGGAACUCCCAUUGUUCAGUAUAAAUGCUCUUUCUGGAGCGUGUGCAAGAUUGUGGUCUUCACAUGCAAUUGUUAAUACAGUUGUGUUUACUGAAUCGGAUGUGUUACGUUAAGCAUUGCUGUAAUACGGGAAUUCCGAGCUGCAAUGUGCACCAGCAGGUAAUGCAAGGCUUUGAUUCCCAUAGGGGCGUAUGCAGGCAUUGCAAAAGGGUUGUUUGGUGGAUUAUGUUGGGAAUAAUGUGAAUACUUUUUACUGUUAUGUAAUGAGUAGAACAAGGAAAAUGUGAUUGCUUUACGAUUAUCAUUCGGUUGAUGUUCAGUUAUUUUAUUUUGUAACUCGAGAUCAUAAAACUCAGAAAAUGCAAUGUAACCAAGUGAUCAGUAUGUAAAUGUGCGCGGGACAUGACAGGAGUAGUUCUGAGGCACAGUCAGAGAGUGAUCAUUUGAAAAUAGAUGCUUAAAUUGUGUGUAUAUAUUGCAACAUCUUUGAUAGUGCAUUUUAAUUCAUUUUGCAUUUCAUGUUCUUGUAAAGUGCAUCUUCCACACUUCUGAAGAUCGUCUACUUGUACAAUAUUGUAUUAAGUCUUUUUUCAGGAUUUCCAUUAUUGCUGGAGCUUCCAACCUAUGUGUUUCUUUCGAAAGAUGUUCCUACUGUUACUUUUUUGUAAAUAGUUUUUUGUAUUAAAUUUGCAUGGAUUAAACCCACGUUUUCAGAACCAGUGUACAUACUCUGUGUAUAAAAUACAGACUAUUUCAUAACUUUCAUGUGGUCGAGUUAUUCAAUUUGAUUUUGCUUCAAUUUUUAAGUAUUCGUAAACAAUAAUCAGAAUUUGUAUGUUCCUUUAAAUGUCUCUGUUGCCAUUUUGAUAAAUAUGUGAUUUGCCUCAUUAUGAAGAAAUAUGUUAUUUUUAUAGUCACAGAUGGAAGACAUGUUAACUCCUGUUUCAGGGAGGUGUAGGAUGCUUUUACAUAAGAAAUUUGUUGGGACUUUGGUUUUGACCACAGGGACACCACUGGUGAGAAUAUGUGAAGAUAACGAUUCCUUUGCUUAUAGCGGUGUCUUUGUACUUUUAUUUACUUUCCUUUUCUACACAACGUGGAAACCACUCCAUCUUUUAUAGCAUAUGUAUUUGGAGCAAUCUAGUUUUUAAAAAUCUCGCUAUUGGUAAGCUUAAUCCAGUAUGGGAGCUCCUACUGACAGCAGCGAUCUUCUUCCUUUCCGUUCCUUGGGUUGGUUCUGGCAGUAGCACAGUUUGCCUUUUUUGGGGUUCGCGGUCAUGAACUGCUGUGCCGAGUAUUAAGGAAAUGGACCUGCCACGUUUGGAGCUGUGUUUGGGCUAUUCAGAUAUAGGUUAAAAUAGAAUUGAUGCUACCUUAAUUUUUUUUCAGUUUAAGGAUCUGGUCAAUUUUAUUAUUAGAUGUGAAUAUUCAAAGUAAAAGAGUCUCUUUUCAGAGAUUUACUUUUCCUGUGAGACUCUUCAUUCUGCAUCUGCACACCCCCAACUGUUCUUUGUUUCCUCAUGAAGCACAAUCAGGGAUUAUAAAGCGGAAAAUGAGAAGCAGCGUUACAGAGAAAGUGAACACCAUCCCUUGACAAAGGUUUCUAAAGUGUUGGAACUUUUUUUUUUUCAGUUAUUAACGAGGGAUUUGUGGUUGAAAUGUUCUGUGAGUCUGUUGUUCAGUUUCCAGCUGUAAAGAAAACUUUGCUUUUACAAAGAGGCCUUUUGGGUCUACAAGGGGAAUGAUAACGAAGGGAGGGGAAUGAUGAACUGUGUGCUUGGGCUUUGGUUCCAGGCGUGACUGCAUGAGCUAUGAGAUCCUUGUCAGUCCUUGGUCACCUGCAUAGGAGAGGUCACUGUUGAAUAAGGGGAGUCUUGUAAACGGAAAAAAGUCUGAUUUCAACAUGGUGUGUAUUGGGAAAUGUAAAAUUAAUGAAGCUCUGCAGUGUAAUUUUUUUUCAUUUGAGCUUGGUACAUUUCUUAGGGUGCCACAAACAAGUAUGUUCCUUUAGAUUUAGAUGAUCAGCUGUGGAUAAUAUAGCUCAGACAUGGACUUUUUUUCACUUUCAUGAGGUGAUGAAAGCUUUGUAAAUGGCAGGCUUCAGCUAUAAACAAAAUGUAGUUUACAACACCUGCCUUGGUAAAGGUGUCUGCUGCUGGCAGGGCACAUUGAUUCCUGCGGGAGUUGAGAGCUAAUGACACUGAAUGCAAUUUAUAGAUCUUCAUUGCAGUGCUUCCUCCACCAAGCGAUUCCUCAGGAGCAGUUCUUGGAUUCAUGUAGGUCAACUUUUUUGCACCACA
Cuculus canorus (common cuckoo) is the source of this 10968-nucleotide messenger RNA. RefSeq names its product leucine rich repeats and calponin homology domain containing 2 (gene LRCH2). The record is from RefSeq and is a predicted model, not a curated record. Lineage: Eukaryota; Metazoa; Chordata; Aves; Cuculiformes; Cuculidae. Gene Ontology annotation, molecular function: protein binding. Bases 68 to 2365 code for a protein of 765 amino acids. The transcript has 22 exons.